Leptomonas pyrrhocoris is the source of this 1150-nucleotide messenger RNA. RefSeq names its product Cysteine peptidase C (CPC). Gene Ontology annotation, molecular function: cysteine-type endopeptidase activity. Gene Ontology annotation, cellular component: lysosome. The record is from RefSeq and is a predicted model, not a curated record. The coding region runs from base 128 to 1150 and encodes 340 amino acids. The transcript has a single exon. Lineage: Eukaryota; Euglenozoa; Kinetoplastea; Trypanosomatida; Trypanosomatidae.
GUUGACGUUUCAUUUCGUUACUUUACCCCGUUCGGGAUAAAAAAGUGCUACUUUGUGUCUUCUUCCCUGCUUUUCAAACUCUUCUACUCUUGCUCCGUACUGCUAACCCUAAAAGAAAAAAGAAAACAUGCGCUCCUCUGCCAAGUUCCUUGUGUGCUUUGUGGCGCUGUUUACCGUGCUGCUGGCCACAACCGUGAGCGGCCUCUACGUCGCUCCCAAGGCCGCGCCGCUCCUGCACAAGGAUUUCAUCGCUGAGAUCAACGCGAAGGCGAAGGGCCAGUGGACGGCUUCUGCGGAGAAUGGUCACGUAAUCACCGGCAAGAGCCGCGAUGAAAUCCGGCGCCUGAUGGGUGUGCGUGACAUGCGCAACGACGCCCUCCCGCAGCGCGUCUUCACGAAACAGGAGCUGGCGCGGGACAUCCCGGAGUCGUUCGACUCGGCCGAGAACUGGCCGCAGUGCAAAACCAUCUCCGAGAUCCGCGACCAGUCGAGCUGCGGCUCCUGCUGGGCCAUCGCCGCUACGGAGUCCAUGUCGGACCGCUACUGCACCCUCAGGAACAUCACGGACCGCCGCAUCUCUACGGGCGACCUGCUGUCCUGUUGCAUCGUGUGCGGCAUGGGUUGCAACGGCGGCUUCCCGUCGGCGGCGUGGAUGUGGUGGGUCUGGACGGGUCUGACGACGGAAACGUGCCAGCCCUACCCCUUUGCCCCGUGCGCUCACCACACGAACAGCAGCAAGUACCCCGCCUGCCCGAGCACCAUCUACGACACCCCCUCGUGCAACUCCACCUGCACCAACUCGCAGGACAAGAUGGUCAAGUACAAGGGCACCUCAUCGUACGGCGUCCGCGACGAGGAGGGCUACCAGCGCGAGUUGAUGGCGGGCGGCCCGUUUGAGGUCGCCUUCGACGUGUACGCCGACUUCACGGCCUACAAGAGCGGCGUUUACAGCCACGUCACCGGCGAACGCCUUGGCGGACAUGCCGUGCGGCUGGUCGGCUGGGGCGUGCAGAACGGCGUGAAGUACUGGAAGAUCGCGAACAGCUGGAACGGUGACUGGGGUGACAACGGCUACUUCCUCAUCAAGCGUGGCGAAAACGAGUGCGGUGUUGAAAGCACCGGCGUCUCCGGCGUCCCCGCCACCGAUUAA